AUGUCGAAGGGUAUCCAGUCUGCGAGUGAACGAGCACUUCGUUAUAUAGAAAAGGCUAGUAGGAUAAAAAUUAGUGAUCUGAAGGAUAAUCCUGGAGCUCGCACGAGGGCACGUGUGGUAAAAGCAACAAUGAAUCAGGCUGGCCAUACCAUUGGAGAGCUGCAGCAUGCUGCAAAACCACCAAUUGGAUGGGUAUGGGGUGAUUUUUAUAAGCCGUGGCAGAGGAUAUUUCCCAGCGAAUACAGUUUUAAUGGUGAUAUCAACUUAAGGCGUGAGUAUCGGCCUUUGUCGCUUCUAGAAUUGCAACGAUUAAUCGACCUGGGCUGGCUGAACACAGAUCGUUUGAUUGAUCUUACGGCUCUUUGCAAUACUCAGAGGUAUAGGUGUGAUCCAACUUUGAGACAGUUUGGUGUGCAAUUAACGGAUGAGGGACUAGACAUAUUUGCUGCUUGCGUGAAUCUGGAAGUGCAGUUUGCUCCGCAAACUGUUAUUGCAGCAGUUGAACGAGCUGGUGGUAAUAUACGAACCGCUUAUUAUGAUGCCUUCUCUCUCCGGGCUGCUGUAAACCCAGAAAAGUGUUUUGCAGGUAAUGUUGUACCUAGGCGGAAGGCGCCUCCUGCAGACCUUAUGCUUUAUUAUAUGGACCCCAAAAACAGAGGGUAUUUGGCGAAAAAAGAGGAAAUUGAGGAGGCCGAGCAAGAGAUACGUAAGAAGGAGUUAGAGGAGAAACCAAUUGACCAAUUGUUCAUAGGAAUCCCUUCGGGGUCAAUCGUGUCUCUGGCUGACAAAAAAAUUUUUAUCCCUAAGAAUAAAACUUUGAGAAGAUAUUAUGGACUCGAUAAAUCAGAUAACGACGACUUGUUGGCGGAUCAUUCGUAUGCUCAGGAGUUCAGCUAG
This is a messenger RNA of Enterobius vermicularis (human pinworm), 897 nucleotides long. The record is from the annotation of a GenBank genome assembly. Lineage: Eukaryota; Metazoa; Nematoda; Chromadorea; Rhabditida; Oxyuridae.